Messenger RNA from Moesziomyces aphidis, 654 nucleotides. Lineage: Eukaryota; Fungi; Basidiomycota; Ustilaginomycetes; Ustilaginales; Ustilaginaceae. The record is from the annotation of a GenBank genome assembly.
AUGGCGGCGUUUAAAUCGCGUUCCUCAGGAGCAGCUGGAUCCGCUGCCGCAUCAACAUCCGCCACGCCUGCACCCGCAUCGCUGGCAGAGACGCUGUCGUUCCACAAUGCACCCCGCACCUUCAAGUCGGCCGAAUUCAGCGCGCGCAUGGCCAAGAUGUCGAGCAACCUCGCGCGGCGCAACAAGAGCCUCAAACAGAUGCUGCAGAGCGAGCGCGAGGCUGCCAUGCGUGCCGCAGGGGCCAAAUUCAAACAGCGCAAGAAGAAGGAUGUCCAAAACAAGAGAUUGGUCGGAGCUGCUCUGCAGGCCGUAGCUAGGAGAGAGGAACGCGAACGCGCGGCGAAAACCGAACCAGAAAAGGAACCAACACCCACACCCGAAGAAGACACUCCAAAGGAAGACGCUCUGAAGGAAGAAGAGGAGGACGAAGAAGGCAAGAGGGAGGUGCCCACUUAUUCUUCAGUCGAGGCACCACCGAGUCUACGACCGGCGAAAAAGUACUGCGACGUCACAGGGCUGGUGGCACCCUACACGGAUCCCAAGUCGACACUCCGCUACCACUCGGUAGAGGUGUACGAGAUCAUCAAACAGUUCGGACCAGGCGUCGACAACGCCUACCUCUCACUACGCGGCGAUGCAUCGCAGAUCAAGUAA